Molecule: messenger RNA, 354 nt
Organism: Pieris macdunnoughi
Lineage: Eukaryota; Metazoa; Arthropoda; Insecta; Lepidoptera; Pieridae
Source: the annotation of a GenBank genome assembly
AUGUGUGUGGUUCUUUUCGCCGCUGCCGUCUUGGCCGCGCCCGAGGGAAAGCGCGACAAACGCGGCUACCUUCAUGGGGACCUGCAUCACUCCCUGGAUUUCGGCCACAGCUUUGACUCCGUGCAUUUGCAUAGUGCCCCCAUCAUUCACAGCGCGCCUGCCGCUAGGAUCAUCUCCGUCAAUAAAGUGGUGGAGGUGCCACGAGUGGUCGAAGUGAAGAAAAUCGUCUCAGUCCCCAAAGUUGUGUCAGUGCCAGAAAUCGUGAGAGUGAACAAGAUCGUCGAGGAGCCACACUUCCACUUGGGUUCUUCCCACUACUCCCUGGGUUCUUCUUACUCUUCCGGAUGGUGGUAA